UAGAAACAGGGGGACACGAGGGUGAAGGAUGCAAAGAACGAGUCGUGAAGCGUGCUUGGCAGGCAACCGAGGUAGUCGACCGACUGGCCGAUACUCCAAUGGCAGCCUGACAACAACAUCGCAUCUAUUUUCGCAUCUUCUUCUCGUACUCUACACUCGAAUUCCUAAUAGAACCUCGUCUUUAGCCUUCCAACAUGGCCGAGCUAAAUGUCGAGCACGACUCGAGACAGGAGAGCAAAGAGAUGCUCAAGACCUCCAUCGGCGGCGGUGUCGAGCUCGGUCGCCUACAUCGCGAACCAUACCACCUGGCAGCAGCAGGCGCGAUGCUGCAGGCCGUUGGUGCUACCUCUUUCUCCAGCGCUUUAUGUGCGGAUGCUCCUAGCAGAAUUCUGCUCAUUGCCCAACGCACAGUGAUCGUCUCGGCUCUGCUCAUAUACCUCAUUGGAGUCGCAGCAGUGAUACAUGAUGUCCGUCUGGGUCGAGUGCGCUGGCCGAUGAUGUUUUUCAAGGCGCUCGCAUAUGCACACACAUCCUCAGUGAUAUGUUCCUGGUACAUCGAGGCACCUGCAGACUGGCGUGUUCUGGGCGCUGCCAUGCCAGGUACUGCGUUCGCUGUCGCCGACGGCUUGGUGCUUGACAGACGAUUUGACGAGAACAAGUUUAUAGAGCCAUCUUUGCCUUUUCAUUCGACGAAUGCGCCGUAGGCCGUGCUGAGGGUCAGCCUCACUCAUCGCCAUACACGUCUCUGUAACACUGUGCCAG
Messenger RNA from Aureobasidium subglaciale EXF-2481, 762 nucleotides. RefSeq lists its product as uncharacterized. The record is from RefSeq and is a predicted model, not a curated record. Bases 195 to 704 code for a protein of 169 amino acids. The transcript is spliced from 2 exons. NCBI's taxonomy places the organism in Eukaryota, Fungi, Ascomycota, Dothideomycetes, Dothideales, Saccotheciaceae.